CGGUAUUUAAGAAUACCGUACGUUUCACUAUAAAUAUAUAGUAAAUAUAAUUUAUUGUAGCAAUCAAUAUUCGCAAAGCAGUAAGAUGUUUUAUUUUGAAGGUUUUUGUGCGAUAUGGAUUUAGCCUGGGGUAAAAAUUUAACUUAAUGAUAUACCACUUUAUAGGAUGUAUGGUUUUAUAAUAGAUGCCUUAAUAAUUAUAUAACAGUAAUUUCGUUGUACGAUAAUUAUAGAUGAAUGAUUAAUGCAAUAUGCCGGAUCUAUCUCGGAAACAUGUGUUGAUGGAGGAAAAUUGAUUGAGAGUUUAGUUGUCGAAGCAAAUUUAACAGGAGCCCUGUUAAUCUAAUUGGAGUACGGGAUGUCGAUAACUUGAAAUAGCGGAGGUUCAAAAUAAAGCUGUUGGAUUUAUUGAUAUAAUCGUGCACAACUUUACCAUAUAGAGUUCAUCUGGAAGAAACUAAUCUUGUAUGUAUGAAGAGGAUAAAAUUAGAUAUUGGAGAAAUUAAACUCUCCAGUAGCCGUGUAGCGAGACAACGAAUUGUAGUGAAUGUGCGUGUUUUAUUGUGAGAAUGGGAAAACACUUGAAGUUGAUUGAAAUGAUUUGAAACAAAAGUGCUAUUGAAAGAUAAAUCAUGGCAUGGUGGAGUAUUCCCUGAUUCAUUUCGCCUCUGUUCAGUUUCAUUUUCGCUCGCAGUGAAUACGGAUCGUUAAGUAUGACUUUUAUUUGUUUGUGCGAAAUACGUGCUGAUGACAUGUUUUAUUAGAUGGAAUAUGUGUUGCAGUAACAAGUCAACGUAUUGUAAUAUAAGGAUAUAAUUUUAAAACGUUUAAUGUUGUUUAUAAAUAUUGAAAGGUUCUUUGAAUUGAAAUACGGAAACUCGGUACGUCGGUUUCUAUCAGGGACAUCGUGCGAAGUUUCUUUUAAUAUAGUUGGAUGAUAUUGAUAAAGUAAAAUGUAUAAAAGAAUCAUUUCUUGAAUAUUGAAAUUAUAAUGCAAAUUAUUAUUGCACUACAUAUUCUAAACGGCUUACUGGUCUUAACAGAAAUUGUUAAUGCAAGUUGGAAUGCUGACUGGAAUGAAGACCAGUUUUGGAUAUAAAUCUGAUAUGUUUGAUUUUGAUUGAAGUCUUAAGAUUGUUAAAUGCGAGUAUAUCUUAGUUGAUAUCUACAUUUGAUAAACGAUGUCUGGAUUAUCUGGUAUUGGAGUAUUUUGGGCGUUUUCGUCCUUUAUUUCUGCCGUCAUUUCGUGUGCUGGCUAUUUUAUGCCUUACUGGAUAACAGGACAGAUGUUUAUUCAAAUCAAUGGAAAGUCGGGUCAAACUGUUCCGGUACAUUUUGGAAUAUUCCGUCGGUGUAACUAUCCGGCGAUAAAUACCGACGGUGAGCUAACGAUGGUACUGGAAUGUGGCCGGUACACAACAUUUACGGACAUUCCAAGCACGUCAUGGCAGAUAGCCACUCUUGUGAUUGGAGUUGCUUGUGGGAUUUGCCUUCUUGUCUCAUUGACGGCCAUGUUUGGUAUAUGCGUGAAGGGCGUUAUCAUCCCGACCGUGGCGCGGUCGGCGGGAGUCCUUCAAAUGUGUUCAGGUUUAUUAAUGGCUGCCGGUGUGGGCAUAUAUCCAAAUGGUUGGGAUAGCGCCGAGGUGCAGCAAGCCUGUGGAAAUACUUCUAAAUCGUAUCAUCUAGGUGAUUGCUCACUAUCUUGGUGUUUCUACAUGACUUCUGUUGGGAUAGGAGUUACUCUGAUGUGCUCAGCUCUGGCUUUCCAUGCUCCUAAACAGAAACAGAUCGUCAAUGGAUAUGCACUGUAGCCGUUAAUACGGCAGUUGAUGUGACGUAGCGUGACCGAUUGUCAUAAAUGAUCUCAGUUUUAUAUUUAAUGUAUAUGUUUCUAAUGAAACUGGAAUCUAUUUGAUGAAGAAAUUCCCUGUUGAAGAGUCCGCGGAUGUUAUGUACGCAGGUUAACAAACAGUAUUACGGAUGCUGGCACGUUGAACAUUAUAUUACUUCACAUAAGAGCAAUCAGGAAAGACAGAAAGUGCAAUAUAUCCCCGAAAGGGAAAAUGAAAUAUUUGCUUGCCAUAAUAGACUAUGGGUCUUCAGAAGCCAGACAAUAAUUAUUGUGCAACUUGUGAAUUAUUAUCUGUGAUGUCGUAUAAUGUAUUGAUACAUACUACACAUACUGUGACAGAACAUAAAUUCUUCAGCUUGAACCUUCCUAGUUAUACCGCAUAUUUUGUCUUGAGAUAUUAUGUAAUAAUCACUCAAUGUAGUUUGGAAUAACUUUCCAAUCGUUCGAUGUUCAGAUAUUAUCAAAGUUUAUAUUUUACACAACCCAUUGUCAAAAAUGCUUGCUAAUAACACUUUUUUGACAAUGUAUGUAAUAACAUAAAUAACAAUAUUUGUAUUGUGCAUUUUAUUCGACCUGGCGGGGCGAAGUAAGUCCCUGACUUAUGCAAAUAAUGGUAAUCUAACGAGCAAAAUAGGUGGAGCAAUAUGAUUGUUUAAUUUCGUAAUCACUAAAAUUCAACGCUAAAUUCGUUACAUGUACUACAUUUCCUGCACAAUAAUGCAGUGGACCGUCGCGAAACCCCGUCCCGCCAGGUCGAAACAAACGCACAAUAGUACAACUAACUUUGUUUAUACGUUCAAAAUGAAUGUAAAACAAUACAAAAGGUACCACCAGAAAGUAAAUUCUUUCUGAAAAAUAGCAUAUGAAACAUGUUUUAUAGGAGACGAUAGCUCUGCUAUAAGAACUGACAAAGAGAAACUUUCUGGAUUUCGAGUAAACUAUUAGGUUAUUGGGCUACCUCCUACAGGCAUGAACAUUGAUUUUCCUCUUAACGAUAUCAUUAACGAAAGAAUCCGUCGGAGUAAUAUGACUCAAAUUUAGUCUAUGUCUUGAAUUAUUGUAUUAACUUACAAGGACAUUUUUUUCUAAACCCUAGGUGUGCGAGAGCCAAAUUUUCUGUUCGAAAUUACAAACAAUUACUACAUAAAGUUCUUAUUAAUAUAAAAUUAGCAAGAUAAUGUGUUUUAGCAGUACUAGGUUUUCAAACAGGUAAACACUUAAAUAUGUUUAGCUAUUGGACCAUAAACACAGUAUAAAUGUAUACUAUUGUUAACAUAAUGGAAGUGUUUAACAAACAAUUGAAUUCUUAUUGUUAUUUGAUUAUAAAUGUGGCUCUUCUUAUACAAUUGAUGUAUAUAUUCAAUAAACUUAAAUACAAUGGGCGUUUUCUACAUAUGAAGUAAAUACAAUAAAUAUUCAAAAGGUUUUG
Molecule: messenger RNA, 3281 nt
Organism: Mercenaria mercenaria
Lineage: Eukaryota; Metazoa; Mollusca; Bivalvia; Venerida; Veneridae
Product: LHFPL tetraspan subfamily member 6 protein-like
Exons: 5
Coding region: 1182-1811 (209 amino acids)
Cellular component (GO): membrane
Source: RefSeq, a predicted model, not a curated record